Messenger RNA from Cheilinus undulatus (humphead wrasse), 1581 nucleotides. RefSeq lists its product as uncharacterized. The transcript has 9 exons. The coding region runs from base 1 to 1419 and encodes 472 amino acids. NCBI's taxonomy places the organism in Eukaryota, Metazoa, Chordata, Actinopteri, Labriformes, Labridae. The record is from RefSeq and is a predicted model, not a curated record.
AUGCCUCAGCUGAUGGUCUCCCACUCCAGAGGUCAGGGGGGUUCAGGACAGGGAGAGAGAGGGGGCUGGGACUGGGAUCGUAAAUGGAUGGAGGAAGUGAUGGAGGACGGGGAGGGAGAAGCAGCGAAGAGGGGCUGGAAACUAGAGAGUUUGAACCGAACGCCGUCUGACUUUCAGUCUCAGGAAACAUCUUCCACACAGAUUCUGAAGAAAUUGCCACACUGGAACCUGAACUUUCAAGGCUGGUGCAGCUUAGCUCUCAUAGCUGCAGUGUGGUUCCUCUGCCAGGUGGAGGCGCCGCUGCACCCCUCUGUGUUACUGGUGGGUGUGUGCUGGAGGCUGCUGGUGGUGUGUUUGGUGUGGACGCUCCCGGCAGGCUGUGUUCAUGCCUUGAAGAGCAGCCUGAGGCCAGGACAGAGCUGGGGGGAGCAACAGCUGAGGAUGCAGACUGUGUCUGAAAGCAGGAGCAUCCAGUAUUCAUGGACGCCCCCGCCCAGGAGCCCGGGCCCCGGCAUUCCUCUGGCCUUUGCCCUGGCCGACAGCCUGCUGCUCUGUGUGCUUCAGGAGCCCCUCCCAGACCCCAGCGUACCCCACAUCAAGACUCUGAUCUGCAGGCUGGAGUCGGUGUUUCACACUCUGGAAAAAGCUGACGUUGAUUCAGAAGAGAUGGACUCUGACCCCAAAGUAGUGGAAAAACUGAAGUUCAUCAAAGCCUACCUGCAGAAGAGGCUGAGCUCACUGUGCAGCCUCGUCCACGUGCAGGGGGAUUUUGAGUCCAGUGUGAAGGUCAUGUUGGAGGGUCUGGAUGGCCUCUGGGCUCAGCUGGAGGAGCUCCACACAGGGGUCACGCUCACCAAAGAGGGGAGUCAGGGCCACAGGGACCUGGCCUCGGCCCGGACAGACGCAGAGAAUUUGUUUGCCGUCCUGGGACGCUACAGGAAAAGACUUCAGCGCUGCCAGAACCAUCUGAAAGACAGCACACAGCUACUGCAGGAGUUAACUUGGAGUCACACUCAUAUCAGUAACCGUGUGAGGAGCAGCAGUGAGUCUGUGUGGCCGGAGCUGCUGCUGCAGUCCAACAUGGAGCAGUUUGAUAAGGUGCAGGAGAACUUCCUCUCCAUGGAGCAGCAGACCUCUACCUUCCAGGCUCACCUGGAGGGGCUCGCGAAAGGGAACCAGAACGGACAUAGUCCUUCACUCGGGGUCCACUCAGGCUCAGUGUCUCGUCACUCUUCUCUUCAUCUUCAGACAAACGCUGUGACACCAGAGCAUAGCUCGCCCUCUGCUUCGACAGCCGUCCCUCUAAAUAAUGAAAACACAGACAGAGACAAAAACUCUCCCCUGUCGCUGUGUGAGAGGUCGGCUCUGCAGUUCUCCUCCACCAUCAGCCGCCUGAGGAAAUCUGGACGGAGGAAAUGAUUUCAUGAGACUGUGCAGGAAUAUUCUGCAGGUUUGAUGCUUUAAGGGAAAAGUUGUCAAAUGUUGAUCAUUUGCUGGUUGCCUGACAGUUGAUUAUUUAUUACUUUGCAAAAUUAUUGCUUUUCUGAUUUUUACUUGUGGUAUUUUGCUGUAAUAUGUAUA